Messenger RNA from Rhododendron vialii, 729 nucleotides. RefSeq lists its product as uncharacterized. The record is from RefSeq and is a predicted model, not a curated record. Bases 1 to 729 code for a protein of 242 amino acids. The transcript has 2 exons. Lineage: Eukaryota; Viridiplantae; Streptophyta; Magnoliopsida; Ericales; Ericaceae.
AUGGUGGAAGAAAAUCCAACAACGCCGCUCAACCCAAAGAAUCUACUAGGUGGGGGAGAUGAUAAAUCCCCACUAGGGGCUCUAAGAAAGCCCGAAGGCGGACAUGGGAGGAAGGUGACAAGCAAGGGUAACCUUCUAACUGUCCUGGAUAGCUCCAAGAAUAGGGAGGGCAGGACAGCCACGGAGUCCACACGGAGGAGUAGAUCCCGUCGUGAAAGGGAAUUAAUUGCACACUCAAGAAGCAUGCACAACAAUGAAGAUAUCCUCGACAAAAAGAGGGGAGACAGACAUGCUAUGGUGGAGUACAAGAAGGCACCUUCACAAAGAAGAAGGAGGAGGAGUCCUACUCCAAGGUGGAAUAGGGUUUCUCCACAAAAAAGGAGGAGCAGAAGUAAAAGCCAAACACUAGAGUGGCAGAGGACUACUUCACGAAAAAGGAGCAGGAGCCGAAAUCCCUCUCCCAAGGAAGAAGGGACCAGAAAACAUCACAGGGAUAGGUACAAAAGACCUGAUUCCGAUUGGGAAAGGAGUACUCGCAAUAAAAUGAAGGAACGCGAGGAGGGGACCAUGUCUGCACGAGAAGCAGCACGAAAGGCCCUUAGCAAUAUAGUAUCCUCCCCUUUUGCAAAGAGGUUGCUAGAGGCGAGACUGCCGAGCAGGGUGAAGCACGGUGUGUUCAUCCUCUAUGAAACAAACACAGAUCCUGUGGCACACAUACAGCAUUACUAG